UGCAAGGCAAAUCAGAUCGAGGGCUGCUGUAAAAUCAGAGGUUCUGUUUCUUCUCACGCCCCUCCUCUACAUUGCAUACCUCAGCAAGAGGCUAUCGAGAGCAGACGCUACCACGAAUCCACUCAUACAGCGCGUUUAACACGUUAGCACUGUGAAGCCAACAUUUGUUGCUAUUGCUUUGUAAUACUAAAACAUUUGCGCAAUGUCAAGCGUAAAACAACGAAAUAAAAACAAUGCACAAGAAAGGGCAUUUCAUUCAUCCUCUGAUGACGUGGCAAAGAAGAGUUCCAAGGGUAGCAAAGGAGGCUCAACUAACACAGGCUCGGGAAUCCUGGGCAAAGUUUUUACUAUUGCGCUUUAUUUGGCUCUGAUAUCUGCAGCUGGGUUUGCAGGGUACUACCUGCAAAUAGUAAUGGAACAAGUGAGCGAGAUAAACAGCAGAAAUGAGGAACGCUCUGCACAAGCCAUGGAGCUGGUCAAGAGAGUGGAAACUGCCCUGCAGCAGGUGGAUUUGCUGAAGAUCACUGUCAGAAACUUUGACAUCUCUUUAAAAGACACCAAUAAAGAACUGGAAAGCACAAACAAAGCUGUCAGAAAAGGAGAAACAGAAACACGUCGCAUUGAAGAAGUUCUUCAUAAACUCCAAAAUGAGAUCCUCCAAGACCUAUCCGAUGGCAUUCGAGAUGUUAGAGAAGCCAGGGAGCGGGAUUUCUCAUCCCUUGAGCAAACAGUAGAAGAAAGAUUAACAGAGUUAACAAAGUCAAUAAACGAUAAUGUUUCAGUGUUUACAGAAGUGCAGGGUGUUACACAGAAUGAAUUACAAACCAUCAAGUCAAAAAUCGAUGCAGUGGAAGAUUUAGGUCUCCUUAAGGGUGAGCUGCUGGCAAUUACAACUGCAGUGGCAGACUUAAGCACAGCCACUGAAGUCAAACAGGAGGCAAUCGAAUCCUUGAAGAAUCAGGUAAGUUCUCUACAAUCAGAAGUUCAAACUAGAAACCAAGAGGUUGCAUCUACAGUUCAGGAGUUUGAGGAGCUUCAGGAGACAGUGCAGAGAACUGGAAGUUCUCUAAGAGAGCUUGUUUCUGAAGCAGAAACCUCUAUCAAGUUUGUAUCUGGAGAGGUUCAAGAACUGCAGGAAGGUCUCCAGCAGGUUAAAGCGAGCAUCAACGAGCAGGAGCAAAAUCUACUGGCCAUGGCAACGUCUGGAGAGAAAACAGAGAGUUUGGAGUCCAGGUUAAAGGCUGUAGAAGAAAACACAGAGACCCUCAUUGCAUCAGCUAGCGAGCAGUCAGACAGCAUGGAAUCCAUUUUUUCCAAGUAUGACGCCCACAAAAGCAUCUUAUCUGCUUUAGAGAGGGAUAUUGAAAGCAUCAAGUCAUCUGUCUCCAAGAGAGAUGACUUGGACUUGCAGAGUGCUGUGCAGAAAGUAACAGAUGCACAAGAGUCCUUCAUCAGCGAUAUUGAAAUGUUGAAGAACAAUCUGAGUGAACUUCAAAUAGCAGCUGAAACUGCAGAGAUCACCCAGAAUGAGAUCUUUGAGAUCUUGGAUAAGAGUCAGAAGCAACAAAUACAGGAACACGAACUAAGGCUAGCAAAAGUUGAAGACACCCUUAAAACCCAGAUGACAGAGGAAGGUGAUCAGACAGUGCAAGCCAGUAUUAAUGGCUUGAAGUCUUCUUUUAGCCAGGCACAGAAUGAUCUCCAAAUGCUGAGAACUGCGGUUGACAGUUUGGUGGCCUACUCAGUAAAGAUUGAAACUAAUGAGCAGGAAUUAGUGUCUCUAAAGAAUCUGAUGGAUGAAAUGAACAGUGCUAUGGAUACACUGUCCAAAGAAUUAGAAACUGUCCAGGGGAGAAUUUAAUGAACCCCGUACAACAUUUGACAGCAAAUAUAUUUACAAUAGGAUUAGAUGAAAUAGACUAUUAGUGUUUAAAUUGUGAUAAACCAUUCAACAGCACUGUAGGGUAUUUUUUAAAAUAAACUUGGAAGGUUCUUGUUUUGUGCAUAAAAAUAGAAAUGAAUGAAAAUAAUUUGUUUGUUUUUUUCUAAUGAUGUGAUAUUGCUGUUUGUGUUCCCACAUUUUUCUAUCAAAAUAAAAUUUUUAAAAACUUUU
Molecule: messenger RNA, 2113 nt
Organism: Polyodon spathula (Mississippi paddlefish)
Lineage: Eukaryota; Metazoa; Chordata; Actinopteri; Acipenseriformes; Polyodontidae
Product: cytoskeleton-associated protein 4-like
Exons: 2
Coding region: 203-1861 (552 amino acids)
Source: RefSeq, a predicted model, not a curated record